Molecule: messenger RNA, 1814 nt
Organism: Adineta steineri
Lineage: Eukaryota; Metazoa; Rotifera; Eurotatoria; Adinetida; Adinetidae
Source: the annotation of a GenBank genome assembly
GACUUUUUAUUGAUUAUUAAUAUCAAAUAAAAUUAAAAUAAAAUAAAAGAGAAUUUAAUCAUGUCUAGAAGGCGUGGAUGGGUAUAGGUUUACUCUUAAUCAGUCACUCACACCCACACCCUCAAGAUCUUCAAAUUGCAUUCAUAUAUCCUGUAUCUACAGCGAAACAGGUAUAUAUCUUAUACGAUAAAGAUAUAUCUUUUGAAAAGAAAUGGAAUAUUGACCAAUUACUUCUACCACUAUUUUUUAUUCUAUUCAUUUGAAUACAAAAUACCUAUAGCAUUAUUUUUCUGUUUACUACUAUUUGAAUAUUAAUAUUCUCCUUUGCUUACAAAUAUUAUAUAGAUUUCUAGAAUGAGCUUAUCGACUGAAAAAAGUAUUUAUUCUAUAAUAUAUAGUGUGCAUCAGAGUUUCAUUUGAUCAUCAUAUCAAGUUUCGAUACAGUAACAAUGAAGAUCUUUUUGUUUAUCGAUGUCCACACCCUUCUCAAAGAAACGUUUCAAUGAUCAUGUAAAAAUAUACAGAUGAAUGAAUUAAUCUAUAUUACUAUGCGUUAGAAAAAGGAAAGAAAGACUGACGACAGAAAAAUUAUUUUGUGCAAUUACAUUAUCGAUCCAUGUGUUUUAACGUUGCGCUUAUUGCGAUGUGAAAGUAUAUAUUUAUUCUUUCAUUUUCAUUUUCCUUUUCUUCAUAACUAACCUAUAUAGGCAUUCGUGACUGUGACUGCUUGUACUUCAAAUGAACGAUUUCAUACAAUCGCUAUUCGUGCUGAUCUACCAAAGAUUGAACAGAGAUAUAAAAUUGAAGAGCCUAAAGAUCUGCCUCAAGAGGAUUAUUGGAUCGGUGGAGUCGUCAAUUAUCUUACCGCAGGCAAAUGGGGAAGUAAUAUUCAACAUGAUCGAUUCAAAGUGCAACAUAUAAUUUCUAAUGGACCAUACACAUCAUCUCCUGGUCGUCAUGCGUUGUUUCAUGCAUAUCUCAAUGCUUACAAUUCACAUGAAGACAUUGUCCUUUCACCUGAUGAUAUCUGGUUAAUGAUUACAAUUUAUUUUGCUAAAUAUGUCAAUAAGAAUACCGAAAAGUUGCGUAGUGUUUUUGUUAAUCACGAAGGAAAGAUCAAAUUAACUAUUAAACAAUACCAAGAAGAACCUGAUUGGAACGCUUUUCUCGAAAGUUUACGUACAGAAAUAGGAAAAAAUGUUAAAAAUGACAUUGUUUCUCUUUUGACGGCCAACUAUUCGACUACGGGCAAAGUCGAAUCAUUGUUGUCCUGUGCCACAAUUAUGAAUACUUUUAAAAAAUAUUUCGACUAUGGGCUUUUUAUGAUAAUGUGUGGCAUUCGAAAAGUACACUUUCUGGGUACGCUCGAUGAUUGGUUACUGCUUCGACAAAAGACGACACAAUUACAAGCUUUUACAACGCCUAACGAUGAGUUUUCAUCCUAUAUUCAAGGUCUUCUACCAGUACUUAAUCAGUUCAUUGAUACUUAUCAGGGCAAAGUGGAUAAUGAAUUUUGGGAUAAAAUCUUUAAUAUUGAACACUUUGGUCUUGGAUCAGGGAGCUGGACAAAACUCACGGGCUGGUUUCUUCAAUUAUGCUAUGGUCUUCAUACGAAAGAAUCGUGCAAUAUUGAUGAGGUUCAAUUAGAUACAGUCGUCACUCUAGUUGAAUUCGAGAGUGAAUAUACAAAUGAGAAGAAGAUGUGUUAUGUAGCAGGUGGAUUUCAUGGUGUUGAAAGCCGAGAUGGAUGGCACAAACCUGUUAUGUCUUUAGCUAUCAUGGAUGAUCUUUCAACAAUCACAAACCGUAUAUAA